AUGCAAAUCACUGGGAUGAGCGCCAUCAUGGAGAGCAAACCGUUCAAGCCUGAUGACUUCAUCAAGCAGGAACCCUACAUAAAGGAGGAAUACGGUGGCGGCGAGAUACUGUCACAACAAAUCAUGCAUUGCCAACCGAACAUGCAGCAAACGCUCAGUUGGGAUAAUUUGCCCUUUGGCUCCAUGAAGUACCAGGUGUCAAAACAGAGUGCAACGCCGUACACUGAUGCGACCAAUUGUAAGAAGUCAAGCAAUCACAUCAAGCGUCCGAUGAACGCUUUCAUGGUGUGGUCGCAAUUGGAACGACGUAAAAUCUGUGAACAUCAACCAGAUAUGCACAACGCUGAAAUUAGUAAACAACUCGGUUCUCGAUGGAGACAGCUUACUGAAGAGGAGAAAUCGCCGUUCGUUGCCGAAGCGGAACGUCUUCGCUUAAUGCAUAUGCAGGAGUACCCCGACUACAAAUACAAACCACGCAAGAAGCCGAAGAAGAACCCUGACGGAACCCUGCAGAAUCCGAACGCCGCCAAUGGACCGGCUUCUCCGAGGAGUAAGCCCUUGAAGAGACCUUUACCACACGUGGCAAGCAUCGGCAUGUCCAUUUCGGACCAGCAGUAUCCCCUCGGAAAAUCCUUAAAAAUCGAUCAUGACGGGGUGCGGGUGAACGCCGGGAUGAUGCCAUACAUGACGAUGAUCCCGGACGAUAUCAAGAGCCCACAACACGUGAAGCAGGAAACGCGCCUCUUCCAUCCGUCGUUCCCAUCACCAUCCGAGUUCGGCCAAGCUCCCCUGACACCAGAGUCCGGCUUCUACGACGACUACUAUGGUCCAGGAGGUGCUUACGCGAAUUCGACUACCGCUAGCCCACCUAACCAACUUCUUAUGCCUAUGCACAGACUGCAAGCGAUGGAGGGUGGAAUGAUGGCACAAUUUUCUGGCCAACAACAGCCACCGUCUCAACAGCAGCAACAGCCACAGCAACGGCAGCAGCAGUUUUUCGUGCAAACUUCCCCGAGUGCGCAUAACCCUCAAGAGCAGGACGAUCUACGUUCGCUGUCAUCAGGCUCAUCAGGCUACGGUUCUGUUCAAACCGAAUGCGAGCAGCAGCAGCAGCAGCAGCAGCCAGCUUUCGCGGCCAACGCACCGCAGCCUGCCGCUUCGGUACCGCAGUCGCAACAGUCGCAGUUCGGUGCGUCCGAGGCCGAACUGCUGCCGUCCAUCUACGACUUUAACUUCACCGCGGCCGUGAAUGCGUCGAACGGAUGGAACGAGAUGUGGCAGAAUCAUCUGGCGAACGGACAUGCGUUCGAUCACAUCCCCAUCUAG
This is a messenger RNA of Cylicocyclus nassatus, 1326 nucleotides long. The record is from the annotation of a GenBank genome assembly. NCBI's taxonomy places the organism in Eukaryota, Metazoa, Nematoda, Chromadorea, Rhabditida, Strongylidae.